This is a messenger RNA of Eruca vesicaria subsp. sativa (arugula), 1723 nucleotides long. Lineage: Eukaryota; Viridiplantae; Streptophyta; Magnoliopsida; Brassicales; Brassicaceae. The record is from the annotation of a GenBank genome assembly.
UUCAAAUCUCCGAUGAAGGUUUUAUGGGAUUUGAGUAUGAAGAUGAAGCUAACUAUAACAGUCCUCACCUGCUUAGUACUUUGGUCGGUCAUGUUAGUAUCUUUCUCAAACCUCUUCAAAGGCCACCUUCUUGGCGCUAUAGUCAACGAUUCAAAUGAUUCCGACAAACCUAGGGAUAAACUGUUAGGAGGUCUUUUAACUGCUGAUUUCGAUGAAGAUUCUUGUGUGAGUAGGUAUCAUCAAUCUUCCUUGUAUCGCAAGCCAUCUCCUUACAAGCCUUCUGAAUAUCUUAUCUCUAAGUUAAGAAGCUAUGAGAAGCUUCACAAGCGUUGCGGUCCAGACACAGAAGCUUACAAAGAAGCAACAAAGAAUCUUGGCCAUGAUGAUGAGAACUAUGCAAACAAGUCCGUUGGUGAAUGCAGAUACAUAGUGUGGGUCGCAGUUUACGGUCUUGGAAACAGAAUACUAACUCUUGCAUCUGUCUUCCUCUACGCACUCUUGACAGAGAGAGUUGUUCUCGUUGAUCAAAGUAAAGACAUAAGUGAUCUCUUCUGCGAGCCGUUUCCAGGUACUUCAUGGUUACUCCCUCAUGACUUUCCAUUAAUGAACCAAAUCGAUGGCUACGACAAAGGAUACUCUCGUUGUUACGGAACAAUGUUGAAGAAUCAAACCAUUAACUCCACUUCAAUCCCGCCGCAUCUGUAUCUUCAUAUUCUACAUGAUUCGAGAGAUGAAGACAAGAUGUUCUUCUGCCAAAAGGACCAAACAAUGAUCAAUAAAGUCCCUUGGUUGAUUGUCAAAGCCAAUGUCUACUUUAUUCCAUCUCUAUGGUUUAAUCCAACUUUCCAAACCGAAUUAACCAAGCUGUUCCCGAAGAAAGAAACCGUCUUCUACCACUUGGCUCGAUAUCUUUUUCACCCGACGAAUCAAGUUUGGGGUAUGGUCACUAGAUCCUACGAUGCUUACUUAUCAAGAGCAGACGAAACACUUGGAAUACAAGUAAGGGUUUUCAGCAGACGCGCUGGUUAUUUACAGCACGUCAUGAACCAGAUUGUAUCCUGUACACAAAGAGAGAAACUGUUACCUGAAUUAGCUACACUUGAAUCACAAGUCACUAAUACAUCAAGAAGCAAGAAACUUAAAGCUGUUCUUGUCACAUCUCUCUAUCCAGAAUAUUCUAGCAACCUAAAGAAUAUGUAUUGGGAACGACCAACAGCGACAGGAGACAUAAUACAAGUCUAUCAGCCAAGUGGAGAAAGGUUUCAGCAAACAGACAAGAAGCUUCACGACCAAAAGGCCCUCGCGGAGAUGUAUCUUCUGAGUUUAACUGAUAACAUUGUCACAAGCGCAAGGUCUACGUUUGGAUAUGUUGCUUAUAGUCUUGGAGGGUUAAGGCCAUGGUUACUUUAUCAACCAAUGAGAGGCAAGACUCCUGAUCCACCAUGUGUUCGUGCUGUAUCCAUGGAGCCUUGUUUCCUUACUCCUCCCACUCAUGGAUGUGGAGCUAAGAAGAGAACUAACUCGGCCAAAGUCGUUCCUUUUGUUAGACAUUGUGAGGAUCUUUGGCAUGAUGGGCUUAAACUAUUUGAUGAUAAUAGGGAUGAGUUAUAGAUGUUAUUUCACUGAAAACAGAGAAACUUGAAUGAAUUUUUAUUGUAUGAAAGGCAAAUUUAUUUGGUUUUGAGUACAGAUGUCUUACAAAAAUAUAAAUUGAUUCAAUGAA